Molecule: messenger RNA, 2052 nt
Organism: Glarea lozoyensis ATCC 20868
Lineage: Eukaryota; Fungi; Ascomycota; Leotiomycetes; Helotiales; Helotiaceae
Product: Class II aaRS and biotin synthetase
Exons: 5
Coding region: 1-2052 (683 amino acids)
Biological process (GO): protein modification process
Cellular component (GO): cytoplasm
Molecular function (GO): biotin--[biotin carboxyl-carrier protein] ligase activity
Source: RefSeq, a predicted model, not a curated record
AUGGCACCAAGAAAAUUGAACGUCCUCGUCUAUUCUGGUAACGGAAGCACGAUUGAGUCUGUUCGACACUGUUUAUAUACCCUGCGCCGCCUAUUAUCGCCUAAUUAUGCUGUCAUUAGCAUCACUGACACAGUGAUAUUGAAAGAGCCAUGGACAGCUUCAUGUGCAUUAUUGGUCUUCCCAGGCGGAGCUGACCUGGGCUAUUGCCGCUCCCUCAAUGGCGAAGGUAAUCGUCGCAUCGAGCAAUAUGUUCGCCGUGGCGGUGCCUAUUUAGGUUUCUGUGCUGGAGCUUAUUAUGGCAGUUCGAGGUGUGAGUUUGAGGUCGGAAACAAGAAAUUAGAAGUGGUUGGAUCCCGAGAAUUAUCAUUCUUUCCUGGUAUUUGUCGCGGCUGCGCUUUCAAAGGGUUCGUAUACCACAGCGAAGAGGGUGCUAAAGCUGUACGAUUGGACGUCAACAAGGAAGCAUUUGGCGGGGCACUUGUACCUGAGACUUUCAAAUCUUACUACAAUGGUGGUGGGCUUUUUGUGGACGCAAAGAAAUUCGCAGACAAGGGCGUCGAGACGCUUGCAACAUACACAGAUAGCACUGAUGUUGAAGGAGGUGACGGGCCUGCUGCAGUGGUCUAUUGCAAGAUUGGAGAAGGUGGCGCUUUGCUGACAGGCCCACAUCCUGAGUUCGCCGCGGUCAAUCUUGAUCCCAAAUCAGACGGCCCAGGUUAUCCGAAAGUUGUAAAAGACAUUGCGCAAGAUGACGAGCUUCGGGUCAAUUUUCUCAAGGCAUGUUUGGCAAAACUUGGUCUGGUGAUAAGCCAGGAAAGCUCUUCGGUACCGUCCCUUUCUCGCCUUCAUCUAUCAUCCCAGCAUCAUUACCUAGUUGGAGAACUGCUUUCCUCGUGGGAGGAUAUAAUCACGGUUGAGAAUGGGGAAGAAUAUAUCAUAGGGGAAAACGACACUUUUCAUUUCGAGAAGCAAGAGUCUCGAUGGUCGUUGAACAAUCUUGUCAAAUCUCUUCCCUCGCUGCCCAUAGCAAGCCAAGCCAAAGAACAUAUAGCUGAUGAGAAGCACGUCGCUGUGCUGGAGGAUAGAAUAGUCGACUAUGACAAGAUAACGAAGCGAAUUAUAACGCACGAGGAUCAAUGGCCCGGUACAAAAGAGACACCUUAUUUCAAUCACCACUCAUAUUACGCCAAUUUGAAAAAGUAUCAGCAAGAAACAGGCGGAGAUGCAGAAGAUUUUGGUAAGUAUUUACUCUAUGGUGAGGUUAUCACAAGUACAAAUACAAUUUUAGAGAAAAAUACGAAGCUACUGUCUCUCGCCCCAGAUGGUUUCACGGCUACAGCGACAACCCAAGUGGCUGGGCGUGGCCGUGGGUCAAAUGUUUGGGUGUCACCAGCAGGUUCACUUGUGUUUUCUGUUUGUCUAAAGCACCCCAUGGAGCUCAGCAACGUAGCACCUGUUGUUUUCAUCCAAUACUUGGCAGCUAUUGCGAUUGUAGAAGGCAUUCAAUCAUAUGACGAAGGCUAUAAAAAGGUGCCAGUGAAACUGAAAUGGCCCAACGAUAUCUAUGCGCAAGAUCCGUCAAAACCUGGGAAGAAAGAGUAUGCUAAAAUUGGCGGUAUUCUUGUCAAUUCAUCAUACUCGAACGGCAACUAUGAUCUUGUAGUUGGUAUCGGUCUUAAUACCACAAAUGCGGCGCCGACCACAUCAUUGAAUGCAUUACUACCGUCUACCCAGACGCCCUUCACGCUUGAAAAGUUAUUAGCGAGAAUUCUCACGAAGUUUGAGGUUAUAUACAAGAGGUUCUGUCGCAACGGCUUCGAUCGCAAUCUGGAACAAGUGUAUUACGAUCAUUGGUUGCAUACCGAUCAGAUUGUAACUAUUGAAACGGAAGGCGGCGCCAGAGCACGUAUUAAAGGGAUCACAAGAAAUUGGGGCCUUUUGUUGGCUGAAGAGCUAGGCUGGGAAGACCGUCCUACCGGAAAGGUUUGGGAGUUGCAAAGUGAUAGUAACAGCUUUGACUUCUUUAAAGGACUUUUGAAGAGGAAGAUAUAG